This is a messenger RNA of Penicillium diatomitis, 1200 nucleotides long. Its product is annotated as Protein ecm33. The record is from RefSeq and is a predicted model, not a curated record. The transcript is spliced from 3 exons. Gene Ontology annotation, cellular component: plasma membrane; fungal-type cell wall. Gene Ontology annotation, biological process: fungal-type cell wall organization. NCBI's taxonomy places the organism in Eukaryota, Fungi, Ascomycota, Eurotiomycetes, Eurotiales, Aspergillaceae. Bases 1 to 1200 code for a protein of 399 amino acids.
AUGCCUUUCGUCAAGUACAUCCUGCCUGCCCUGGCUGCCAGCCAGCUCGCAUUCGCUUCUUCUGACCCAUGUGGUGACGCCAAGGUUCAGAACCAGGGUGAUGCCGAUGCUCUCGCGAGUUGCGGUACCAUCAAGGGUGAUAUCACCAUCGCCAAGAGCUACACUGGUACCCUUUCGUUCAGCGGUUUUGAGAACGUUACUGGUUCCAUCACUUGUGAUGGUGGUGAGAACAUCACCGACAUCACCGCCGACAAGAUCAUCAAGAUUGGCAAGGAAUUCAACCUCAACGGCCUGACCCGCCUGACCACCCUCGCCUUCGGCAACCUGAACAACGUUGGUUCCAUCUCGUGGAACGCUCUUCCCAAGCUCCAGUCUUUGAACUUCAACGCUGGAGUCACCCAGGCCGGUGAUGUUAUGAUCCAGAACACUGGCCUGACCUCCCUGGACGGUAUCUCCCUGAAGCAGGUUGGCAUGUUCCAGAUUCAGAACAACCGUGAUUUGAUGAAGAUCAACAUCAACAACCUGAUGAACGCGUCCGACCUGAUCAACUUCUCUGGCAACUACGACCAGCUCAUGAUCGAUCUCCCCAACCUCGGUACCGGUACCAACAUGACCUUCCGCAACAUCUCCAGCAUCUCUCUGCCCUCCCUGGAGAAGCUGACCGGUCAGCUCGGCUUCUGGGGCACUGAAUUCAAGACCUUCUCCGCCCCUAACCUCACCACCGUUGGGGACGUUGUCUUCAUGGACAACUCCAAGUUGACAAACAUCACUAUGCCCGUUCUGACCACGGUCAGCGGUGGUUUCAACAUUGCCCGUAACGACAAGCUCUCCAGCAUCAACUUGCCCAAGCUGAACAGGGUCACUGGUGCCAUUGACUUCUCCGGCAAGUUCAACACUGUCGACUUGAAUGGCCUGAACGAUGUUGAGGGUGGCUUCAGCCUGCAGAGCACUGACGGCAACUUCAGCUGCAACCACUUCGACAACCUCCGCAAGAACGUCAGUAAGGGAAAAUACAAGUGUGAUGCCAAGACUAACAAGCCCACCACCUCCAACGGUAACUCUGGUACCGCUUCCAGCUCCGGCUCCAGCAGCUCCGGCUCCUCCAGUGCUACCAGCUCUGGUGCCGCUGUCGCCAACGGUGCCAGCGUUGCUGUUACUGGUGUUGCCGCCUUCUUCUACGCUGUUGCCCAGCUUCUGUAA